AUGAGUAACCAAGACAAUCAUGAGUUAUGGCUUCAGGCCGUAGAAAAGUACAAACGUAACCUCAGCACCGAGGAUCGUGCUGUUUUUGCUAAACAAAAACCUGAAGAUAUCAAAAAAAUCAUUACUGCUUUGUCGCAACCGCCGCCUGGCAAGACAGGUAAACUGCAAGAUACCAAGGCAGCGCUAUCACCAGACGCCACCGCCAAUAUAAAAAACAUGACACAGCUAUUUUCCACAUUUACAUCAUGGCUCCCAGAAGUAUCAACCACAAUUUGGAUCAGCGUCCAUCUUCUCAACGAGCGGAAAAACGUCAAUUCAGAGACACUCAGAAUCUUUGAUGAAACUGCCGAGUGUCUUUCUUCUUCCGUGCCAGAUUUCGGCGCGUUUCAAGAGGUGUUUGCCGACAUGAACGACGUCGAAAGUGGUAUCGUUGAAUUUUAUUCUCGUGUCAUCACAUUUCUCUUGGCCGCUUUGGAUCAAACAAAGCAAUCUUCUCGCCGGACACACAAACUCGGCAUAGAAGCAGCUCCAAUCGCCUUGUCGAAAGCGGGAGCUGCGAUCCAGGAUCAGAAGCAGCGCGCUUCUUUUGCAAUCUCCGGUCUCGGUGGCGUUGGAAAGACACAGAUUGCCCUGAAGUUCGCUUAUGACAAUCUUGAUCGCUAUCCAAUUGUCCUGUGGAUACAGGCCGAUAAUAAACAGAAGCUUGCUGAGUUUUAUGCCAAUGCAGCUAAGCGUCUUCACACUGAACCUGACGACUCGCAAAAGGAUGUCGAUGCUGUUUCCACGGUUCUAAAGACAUGGCUGAGCGAGUCAGACGUUGAGUGGCUGCUGGUGUUUGAUAAGGCAGACGACCUCAACGUACUGAAGCCAUUCUGGCCGCCGGCCAAUCGAGGCGCCAUCAUCAUCACCAGUCGAAACACAGCUGGUACGAGGGUGGCAGAUUCUGGAAUACUCAUCUCUCCCCUGUCAUCGGUGGAAGGGGAAACAUUAUUCAUCACUCUCUUGACGUCUCGGGGAUCAAUCAUUCACAGUUCAGACACCCACAAUAAGGAUAAGAUAUCGGAAAUAGUCAAAGAGCUAGGAUAUCUGCCGCUGGAGAUUGUCCAAGUUUCUAGUUUCAUUCUAGACUGCGACUGCACCGUGGAAGAGUUUCAGGAACUUUAUCAUUCAUCUCACCAAGCCAACAAGGGCAUAUCAGAUAUGGAGACGACAUCACCCAACCUUUUUCAUGAGUAUUCUCUCGCGACUGUGUGGCGAGUAUCCACCGUGAUGCUCAGCAAAAAUGCAUUGAAGCUUCUGCGCCUUAUGUCCUACUUUGACCCCGAUGGCGUUCCCGAAUCACUUUUCUGGGAUGCUGGCAAAAAGUCGAAAGUGAAAGCUCUUUCAUUUCUUCAGCCUGGCUUUGCCUAUGAUACCGCAGUGCAGGAACUCAUUUCCCGCAGUCUUAUCACCAAAGCUGAAUACGGGGCCGUGGCAGGGCAAGCCGGUACAAAAGCUCGGAGCCUGACAGUUCAUCGAUUGGUGCAAGAGACAGUAUUCCAUCAGCUUACCGAGGAGGAACAAGCUGAUCUCUUAGAUGAAGCGCUAACUAUGCUACUGACAGUUUGGCCAAUGAACAAGGAAAAUCCCUUCAGAAUGAAUGCAUUUUGGCCUUUGUGCUCUCUAUACCUCCCUCAUGUACUCGCUCUGGAGGCCCGAUGCAGAGAUGCCUCAUACCUUGAUCCUCCCAGUGGAUUUGUACAACUGUUUUUCCAUGCCUCUUGGUAUCUAUUCGAGCGACGGCUUUCCGAGUUUGCUUUCCCUUUGCUGGAGACGGUAAGAUCAAUUUGUGCUCAAAACGGGGACACAGACCCGUGGUUCCCGAAGCUCAUGACAGCUUAUGGAUGCGUGUGUCUAGAGGCCGACAAGCUAGAAGAGUCUGCGGACUGGUUCUCCAAGGUUGUCACUAUCUAUCGUGCCAACUAUGAGAGAGAGCAAAAAGAGGCUGCCCAAGCCGAAAGCGAGCACACCUGGCUUUUAGCCAUAUCUCUUUCGGACUGGGGAUGCGCCUGUACUGGGAUGGGCCAGUAUGGCCGUGCUGAGGAACUAUUCAAAGAGGGACUAUCCGCGAUGAAAGGUGUGAGUAACAAACACACAUACAAGGAAUGGAGUGUGCAUAUAUCACACAACCUGUCACGCCUCUACACACACAUGGGUAUCCCAGAGGAGUCGAUCAAGCUGCAGUUCGAGUACGGCGACGAAUUUGCAGACGGUCUCAUUGUUGAGAAUACGCAACGCGGUGCGCUGUUCCUGUACGGCAUCGGAAACUCCUAUCUUGGCCUUGCGCUCAAGGACAACACAGAAAGUGCUCAGAACAGAGACCGCGGUUUUGAAUUUCACAGACGGGCUCUACGAAUACGACAACAGGUUUGCGGUGAGCAGUUUGUCACGGCUAUCUCGCUGCACAAGAUUGGCAUGCUGCUUUACCAGACGGGUGACUUUGAAGGAGCUUGUGAGACUUUGGAACACGCUAUCGGCAUUUUUAAACAGUCCUUUAUGGCAACUAGGGAGAAGGCACGAUCGCUAUUUUACAUGUCUCUUGUAAAGGAAAAGAUGGGGGAAGAUGCUGAGGCCAAGACAUUGCUUGAUGAUGCUUGGGAUUACAUGACGGAGGCUACAGGAAUGAAGAGGGAUGCAAAGAAUGAAAAAGACACAGGUCUAUUUGACAAUGCGGUUCUAUAUGUCUAUUACUAG
Messenger RNA from Fusarium pseudograminearum CS3096, 2733 nucleotides. RefSeq lists its product as uncharacterized. The record is from RefSeq and is a predicted model, not a curated record. Gene Ontology annotation, molecular function: ADP binding; protein binding. Lineage: Eukaryota; Fungi; Ascomycota; Sordariomycetes; Hypocreales; Nectriaceae. The transcript has 5 exons. Bases 1 to 2733 code for a protein of 910 amino acids.